Molecule: messenger RNA, 1724 nt
Organism: Cygnus atratus (black swan)
Lineage: Eukaryota; Metazoa; Chordata; Aves; Anseriformes; Anatidae
Gene: CCDC51
Product: coiled-coil domain containing 51
Exons: 5
Coding region: 388-1647 (419 amino acids)
Source: RefSeq, a predicted model, not a curated record
GGGGUGGGGGGGGGGGGGGGAGCGGGGACAGCGGGGUGGCGGAGGGGACCGCCGCGAGAUGCGGCAGCGCCGCCCAGGGCGGCUCCCGGCCGCCUGAGAACUGUUAGCACAUGUGACACAGUACACAGAGUUCAAAUGUGAAAACACAGAACAAAAUUUCCUAUGGCAGUCACUUCUGCGCUGAAGCAUUAAAUUACUGUGAAGCUACUCCUGCUGGUACUGGAUAUGUAACAUGUGAUUGCUAUUUGUGCAAUGAGUAAAUCAGCAAUCAAGAAGCAUGGUGGAACUACUUAAUAACAGCAGAAAAGCAGGAAUCUGUGGCAGAACUGUCCUUUGAAAACUGUGGAAAAUGUCCUAGCACUUUUUCUCAGUGAGCAUAUUCAAGACAUGGGGCCAAUAAAAUAUAAAUCAAGUGUAUUCUCAGUGUCCUGUGGCGUGCAAUAUCACCAUUUUAUGAUAAAGUGCUGUCAAAAAAUGAAUUUACACGUAGUGCGAACUUACUGUUCCUCGGGACCUAAGCAGCCUGAAGCCAAGUCAGCGAUAGAAACAGCCAGGGGUCUUCUCAGUCGGCUGACAGAAACGGGGACUGCUAUGGGGAAAAACUCCCUUCAAAAAAUAUCUGCAACGGGCAAGAGUUGGUGGGACAAAUAUGAAGAGUUUGUUGGCAUUAAUGAAGUUCGAGACGCUCAGGGAAAAGUGACAGAGGCUGAAAAUGUCUUUAUGAUAGCUCGAGGCAUAGUACGAGAGGCUCGUGAAAAUGUAGAAGCCCAACAGACUAAACUGAAGGAAAUUCGGGACCGCUUGGACAGGGUCUCUCGGGAUGACACCCAAUACUUAGAACUGGCUACUCUGGAACACAGGUUGCUGCAGGAAGAGAAGAGAUACCGAGCUGCCUACUUAAACGCAGAAGAAUCUGAGCGAGAAAAAUUCUCUCUCUUCUCUGCAGCUGUAAGGGAAAGCCACGAGAAAGAGCGAACAAGAGCUGAAAAAACAAAGAACUGGUCUAUUAUUGGCUCUGUACUGGGAGCCAUUAUAGGUGUUCUUGGUUCCACUUAUGUUAAUCGAGUAAGGCUGCAAGAACUAAAAGUCUUGGUGCUUGAAGCACAGAAGGGCCCAAUAAACCUGCAAGAAGCCAUCAAAGAACAGGCCUCCAGCCAUUACUUGCAGCAGAAGGAUCUCAGUGACGUCAUAGCAGACCUGAAAAACAUGCUGCAAGCAAGGACAUCACAGGAAAUAAAAGAAGGUGCUUUGUUAGCAAGAGGAGACAGGAAUGACUCCAUAAAACUAGAUUCUCUUUUAAUUCCUUUAAAGGAACAGCUAAACUACACUAAACAAGUCACUUCAUGUCUUGGGAGUUUACAACAGCAGUUUAACAGUCUGCAGGAAAGUAUAGCGCAAAUAAUUUCUGACAUGCAGAGCGUUAAACUUGCAGUUCAUUCCAGACCUAUGGAAAGAGCAAUGCCAAGGCCUUCAGCAGAGGGUAAGGGACAGGCUUCUGCUGUGAGAGAUGUGAUCUUAGAAUUGUGUGACACAGAGCGGAGACUGGAAUCACAAAUCAAGAGAAAUUCUAUUUACAGCACUGCAAUCACAUGUACUGUGUUUGCUAUUACUCUACCAGUACUCUAUAUUAUACUUAAAGGAAACUGAUCUCUAAUUGCUGUAAUUUACUACAUUAAUAAAAGUGAACUUGCGCUCUAAGUACCUAGAGUACAAGUCCGCAUAAA